Messenger RNA from Haemonchus placei, 543 nucleotides. NCBI's taxonomy places the organism in Eukaryota, Metazoa, Nematoda, Chromadorea, Rhabditida, Trichostrongylidae. The record is from the annotation of a GenBank genome assembly.
AUGUUUGUAUGGAUACUCCUUUCCCUUUUCGCAAUUACCGUCAGUGAAGAGAUGUCGGAAUCAUCAACGUUUGGAAAUAACGACAUAUCGACCGGUACGGAACAACCCGAGAUAGUCAAUCAGUUUUCCUCUGAAAAGAAUAAUUUGAAAAGACGAAGUCCAUCCGAGAUGCAUUCCGGAUGUGUGGACAAACCGAUAUGCGAAAUUUUCGUUCGGCAAGGAUUCUGCAGCAUGAAAUUGCCGGAGCGAGUUCUGCGUAACAUCAUAGCUUUGUCGGAAAACCGUGCUGGCUACCUACAUUUACAGGUGUACUACAGAGGAAUGAUUCUCAUUUUCGUAUUUCUUCUUGCUAUUACGGUCACUGAGAGCAUGGCUUCUGUCGAAGGAAAUUCCUCGGACUUUCACAGUCCAUCAGUAGUUCAUCCUGGAUGCAAGGAUAAGGACAACUGCAAAUCUCUUGUACGGAAUGGGUUUUGCACGAUGCCAAAUAUCUCAAAACGGGUCAAGAUGCAUAACUGCCCAGUGUCGUGCAAUCUCUGCUGA